Molecule: messenger RNA, 2730 nt
Organism: Metschnikowia bicuspidata var. bicuspidata NRRL YB-4993
Lineage: Eukaryota; Fungi; Ascomycota; Pichiomycetes; Serinales; Metschnikowiaceae
Gene: MNN15
Product: putative alpha-1,3-mannosyltransferase
Exons: 1
Coding region: 103-2613 (836 amino acids)
Biological process (GO): protein O-linked glycosylation
Cellular component (GO): Golgi apparatus
Molecular function (GO): alpha-1,3-mannosyltransferase activity
Source: RefSeq, a predicted model, not a curated record
AUUCUCUUCACUCUUUUAAAAAUCGUCACAAGUGUCUCAAUAGAGAUCUAUUAAAGGGUAUCAUUGUUCAUACUAUUUCCAGCUUAGACAUCUGAUAAUAUGAUGUGGUGCAAACUCCGCAAAAAGCUAUUAUUGCUUCUAAUACUGCUAGCAGUGAUCAUAUUGUUCGUCUCUCAAACUUUCAGCUACUCGAAUGUUCAGAAGCUACGUUUGAAUCCCAUGCACCUGGAGUUCACAGAGCAUGACACUAAACUAAGGACACUACUACAUUUCUCAAAUUAUAAAUUCUCGUUAGCAGAUGCUUUUGAGGAUGAAGUUGGCGGAUGGGACGCGUUUGCUGCCAAACCCAAACCCGAUCGCUGCCUCUCGUUUUUCAAUUUCGUCGAUGCCAAGUGGCCUGAAUGGGAAGUGGAGCUAUUUCGCAGUCGUCAAUUUGAUAAAAGCAUUGUGAAGAAAGACAGUAUGAUUAAGUCUUUACUAAAGAAGAGCAAAUCAGGUGCGGAUUCACCUCCAGAAACUAUAGAAAAGAACAAAGACAGAGCGAACAAGACAUAUGACCGCAAACUCAAAGAAACAAUCUCACUAGAGCAAGACAUGGCAGACACUAUGACAAUAAUUCGGCUUUUUGGGCACUGUUUCUUCGAUGGUGACUCUCUUCCUGUCGAAGGAAAACUCAAAGAGAUCUACAAUCGCUAUUCAGCCAAGGUAGUCCCAUUUUUUAACGCGGAGAUACCGGAAGUGUUUGCUAAUGAUUCUGAGUUAGAAAUUCAGGACGCUUUUGAUAUGGGUCUGGUCCAGGACAAUAAUCUACUUGAUUUUUACUACAAAAAUAUGAAAGGGACAGGCAUUGUGCUUUCUAUGGCUACGCGCCAUUCACGAGAUGUCAUUAGACUCAUACAUGUACUUCGAGCAUUGGGGAACACACUUCCAAUCGAGAUAUUAUACAGAUCAGAUCUCCUGAGGGAUUCGAAGAAGGCAAUACUUCUUGCAGCAUCUCUGCAGAAGACCACCUUUCUUGGUGACAAAAUGACUGAUCACAAAAUAUUUAAGAAAGCGCUUGAUCGGGCUGGAGCUAGCGCUUCAGACGUCUCUGAUCUGGAUUUCCCGAAGCAAAAGGUCACCUUCAUCGAUAUGCAGCGCACCUUGACCAAAUUGACAAGGAGCGAUUUUUCAGAUUAUGAUAACAAGCUUUUGGCUUUGUUUUUUAACUCUUUUGAAAAUGCGUUUUUGUUUGAUGUCGACGCAGUUCCCCUUCUUCCUGUUGAACAGCUUCGGAAUCUCAAAGAGUUUAGUGAUACUGGAGCAUACUUCUUCAGAGAUAGAAAUUUGAUGGACAAGAACGACUGGAUAGAAACAAAUUUUUUCGCCAAAUUGAUGCCCCAUGAGUCAGACAAAAUUGAUAUGGCUAUGGGAAUUAAACCUGUUACCACGCACACCCUAGGAAACUCGUACAUGAAGGGUUGGAGACACUGUCAAGAAGCCGGCUUAGUCAUGGUUAAUCGGAGACGUCAUUUUCGUGCACUUCUAACGCUACUUCCCCUCUCUUUGUGGGGAGAGCCUAUUGGCUCCCUGAUCUGGGGAGACAAAGAAAUGUAUUGGUUGUCCAUGUCUGUAGCAGGCGACGAAAACUAUACAUUCAACAAAUAUGGGGCUUCGAGUGUUGGCGAACUCACGGCCGAGACAUCCCUAAAACAUUAUAACAACACAAAAUCAUUCGAGCUAUGUAGCUCUCAUCCAGGGCACGUGGCUGAAAAUGGUCAACUCUUGUGGAUAAACUCGGGAUUUUCCUAUUGCAAAAAAAAUGGUUAUAGCCGAGAUAAAUCAAAGUUUCCGUUCUCAGCUUUUCAAGAUAAAGAUGAAAUGAAGAAUCUUUACGAGAAUCCAUUGAGAAUUCGACAUGCCAUACUGCCCCCAGAACUUCCCACAUUACGUGACCCUAAUGGCUCUCCCGAUUUAUCGAGAGAACUUUUACACACGUUAGCAGACAAGAAACGAAAAAAGGACGUUGAUGAGAUGCCUGGAGUAGAUCAGAUCGACACUCAUGAUCCACAAAAAGGCUGGAUAAAGAGCCAGACUUGUGCGAACUACCAGUAUUGCGCCUAUAAUGCUAUACAAGCUCUCGAUGCUCCUGGACAGUUGGAUGAAAGUGGACAUGUAUUCCAAUUUGAUGCAGAAUCCAUCAAGAGAUACGAUAUUUUAGGUGCCAUCUGGAGUUCAUCACUUAUUAUUAGCGAUUUGCCAGAAGAGACUCCAAAUGAAACUUUAAUCCCAGAUAGUGACAAUGGGUCGGAUCGAGACGUCGAAUAUUUAUCAUCACUCGUCUCUGCUGCGGACCUGUUUUCUCCGCUAGAUGAAAUCUUCAAAUUCUGGAAAUGGGAAAAAAACACGGAUUCCGAGAGAGAGGACCUGAAAUCCUCGGAACAUUCUGAAGAAUUAAUAGCUACCGGUCUGCUCAAAGAGGAGAAGGGAAAGAGCGAGAAAAUUGAAGGUGGUACCGUGCGUUCUGACCCGGAAUCUGAAAUCCAUUAUGACCCUUCGGAAGUCAGACAUCGACCUGAAAAACUUCGCAAUGCUGUCAACGACGUGCUUGCGAGGAUUCAAGCAAACCAAUGAUCUUCAAGGGUUUGCAAGCACUUAGUUGAAAAAAUAUGCAUCUGUUAGAUACUAUAAAUAAUAUUCAUAUCGUCAUAAAGUUUGUAUAAUAUAAUACAUCUCACGUGCAGUACACUU